AUGAGUGAGAGGGAUAGGGCUAUGAGUAGAGCCAGUGAACGGGAUAGGGAUAGUCCUGCGGGAGAGGAUGACAACGAUAAGGAUUGGGAGCAGCAGUUGGCUUUUAGACGCCAAAUAAUCCAGCAGAACCUUAGAAAUCACGAAAAGGUCAACAGCCAACAUGAGCUGGAUUUCCCGCCAGACAUCAAAGGUCAACAAGGGAAGAAUAGCGGAUCUGGCAGUGGAUUUGGUGUUCUCAGAUCGAAGGGUUCCAAUGGAAUAAUCUCCAAGAACGAUCCUUCGAGAAGUGGUCGUGAUUCCCCCGGCCCUGGGAUGCGAAAGGAGGGAAGUCGGAGCAGGAUGAAUAGCAGUGAGGCCGAGAGAAGAACCGAAGAAGAAAGACGGCUCAGGGAAACUGUCAGAGGACCAAAGAACAUUCCUCCCGGGGGUUAUCCAACGCAACAGCAUCCACCACACUCUCAUCAUCAUAUUCCUCCUCCUAACCCUGCACGUUUGAACACAAACUUGCAAAACGAGAACCGCCCUAAGCCACGAUCACCCGUGGGUCUCCCGCACCCCCUCCAUUCACCUAUUAUUACCCCCAGACCCAGGCAAAGGUCAACCCGUGACCAAAGGAACGAUGCACACGGUAACGGUGAGCAGAAUACUAGGAGAGGGCAGCCGAUGGGAUGGAGAGAUGAUGGGGAGGGUUACCCUCAGCCAAGGUCGGCGCCUGGUACUCAACCCGGCAGCCCGGUCUCACAAAGGGACGGCCAUCAUGGUAUACGUAAACAACCUAGUAUGCCACGGAUGGGUGGUCCAGAUAUGCAUAGACCAGGCCAAGGACAGAGCAGAGACCAGGAACCGAGACGCCAUGGAGGUCCACCACCUGGAUCUGGAAUGAACAAUGGCCACAUGAACCAUGGACCAAUGGGUAACGGGCUACACAAAAAGCAGUCCUUUGACAGGGACGGACAGCCACAUGGAUCCGAGUUCAGACGGCCCAGGGGAAACAGCAAUGCUUCUUCGGGACCAACAAUGAGACAAAGGAGGGGAACUUUUGAUAAUACACCUCUACCACCGUUAAACACAUCCGCACUCUCACCUCCUACCCAACACCUUCAAGCAUCAUCUACACCAAACUCUGCGAUAACUAUGGAUCAUUCGCCUGCGUUUUCCCAGGCGACAAGUAGUAGUACCAACACUACUCCGGCAUCUGCUAUCUCAUCAAAGUCUCCUCCAGCUGCUCUAAUCCAAUCCAUUGCAAACUCCAACGCUGGAUUUGCUCCGGCCAAGAAGCGGGUUGUCGAUAAGAGUAAAAUUGGUGAUCCCAAGCUCAUCUCUUCAACCUCCAACAUCCCUACUGUUGAUCUCCCAACCCAGACCAGCCCUGCUUUGGGUAGUGCGAAGGAAAAGGACGGCCGUAAAAGGCGCAUGACUGAGACCAGAAGCAUAUUCUCAGGCUUUGGCAGGAACAAGUCUUCUGAGGAAGUUCCUGCGCUACCAACAGGGAGCCCUAUGAUGCCGCGUCACCACACUGAUGAUGAGGUUGAGCGUUCAUCCUUCACUGAUGACCCACCACCAAAGGUAAAGAAGACUGGAGGCAAGCUCCGAAAGUCUACUAGCGAUGGUGGGGCACUCAGUGCGCGUGCCAGGAAGGAAGCUUUGGCGAGAAGCCCAACUGUCCCCAAGCUUCCCAAGGGUAUGGAGGCCUCUGGUGGCGCACCUGCAGGCAUGAUUUAG
Messenger RNA from Morchella importuna, 1722 nucleotides. RefSeq lists its product as uncharacterized. Lineage: Eukaryota; Fungi; Ascomycota; Pezizomycetes; Pezizales; Morchellaceae. The record is from RefSeq and is a predicted model, not a curated record. The transcript has a single exon. Bases 1 to 1722 code for a protein of 573 amino acids.